Ilex paraguariensis (yerba mate) is the source of this 717-nucleotide messenger RNA. The record is from the annotation of a GenBank genome assembly. NCBI's taxonomy places the organism in Eukaryota, Viridiplantae, Streptophyta, Magnoliopsida, Aquifoliales, Aquifoliaceae.
AUGAACCACUGGCUAAGCCCCAACUUCUUUGCAUUCUUUUCGGCCACUGUGAUCUCGGUGGCUUUCCUCGGAGAGAUGUUAUGUACUUGUUUCAACUUAGUGGGCUUCAACUGGCUUGCCUCGUCGGAGUCUACCGAGCUCGAAAUGGUUGUGAUUGAUUGGUUGGCCAACAAGCUCAAGCUUCCAAGUUCCUUCAUGUUUUCAGGCACUAGUGGUGGUGUUCUCCAAGGCACCACCAGUGAAUCAAUCCUCUGCACCCUCAUUGCUGCCAGAGAUCAGGCACUCAGGAUCGUCGGAGUUCAUAACAUCAGAAAGCUCAUCGUCUACGGCUCCGAUCAGACUCAUUCUACGUUCACGAAGGCUUGGAAGUUAGCUGGUACAUUUCCAUGCAACAUCAGAUGGGUUGGUCCCACUUUACCUUUGGGGACCCCGUCAACGACUGUCGUUCAUCAUUUGACUCAAAUUGGAAACCUUGCAAACGAUUAUGGGGUGAGGCUUCACGUAGACGCAGCUUAUGGAGGCAACGCAGGACACGUGGCAUCAACCCUGCUCUUGGCGAUCCUUGGUGCCAAGGACACGUGGUGGCAUCCCAACUCCUGUUGCCUCUCGGUGUGGAGGACAUGUGGUAGCAGCCCCGCUCUUGGUGAUCCUUCGUGUCGAGGAUAUGUGGCAACAUUCCAGCUCCUGGUGACCCUCGGUGCAGAGGAUAUGUGGUAA